AUGCCUGAUCAUGUUGGGGUAGUUGAGCCUCCGCUAGGAGUCAUAGCCGACUUUGAUUACUCGAAUCCAUGGCUUUACAAGACCAACAUGACCCUAAUCGGUGUCGGAUUGGUCUUAAGUUUCUUGUGUCUCAGCCUUCGGAUAUACACCAAAACGAAAAUAUUACGCAAGUUCGGAUGGGAAGAUGCAUUCAUUGUGCUCGCCUGGAUUAUCCUCGCUGCCGCCGUCGUAUACGUUCCCGCGCUCGCCUUUGCAAAAAUGAGUCUCGUAUUCCUCUACCGUCGAAUCAUGGAAAAGCAGGAGGCUUACAACUGGGCACUCAACAUUAUAUCUGCUGUCGUAUGUGGUUACAGCCUUGCCCUUGUAUUUGCGUUGAUCUUCGCAUGCAAUCCCAUUGCGAUGAGCUGGGAUUUGAGCAUCACAGAUGGGACUUGCAUCAGCCGCCAAGGGUUGUAUAUCGCAACCGCCGUGACGAAUAUUGUGACCGAUUUAGCAUUGAUCUUACUCCCCAUCCCCCUGGUGGUUGGACUCCAGAUGCCAGGAAUCCAAAAGUGCUAUCUGAUCUUCGUCUUCGGUGUUGGCUGCGCAACCGUUGUGACCAGCAUCCUCCGUCUAGCAACGCUAGUUCCCUUCCUCACUGCCUCGGAUGCCACUUACGAGUUGGCCUGGCCACAGCUCUGGAUUAAUGUGGAAGCAAAUCUUAUUGUCAUAUGUCCUUGUCUGCCAUCAUUGCGGCAGUUCUUGAGACAUCACGCCCCAGAAUGGUUGGGCGAGGCAGGCAGCAAUGCACGUCGGUAUUUCACACAUUCGGGUAGUGCUUCUCGCAACCGGUUCAAGUCGUUAGGGGCUCGUCAACCGGAUGAAAUCACACUUACACAAAACGGUGGGAGUAUCAAUAGCAGCUCCCGUAUUGUUAAAGAGGUCGCAUGGAACGUAACGGAGGAGCGGUUGGAUGACGAUUCGGAUGGUCAUGUCAACGGAAAGCCCGCCCAUUCCUUUGGAUAG
Molecule: messenger RNA, 1005 nt
Organism: Penicillium robsamsonii
Lineage: Eukaryota; Fungi; Ascomycota; Eurotiomycetes; Eurotiales; Aspergillaceae
Exons: 5
Coding region: 1-1005 (334 amino acids)
Source: RefSeq, a predicted model, not a curated record